AUGGGUCAACUGAUUUCCAAGCAAGAGAAAAUAAGCCCUAAAUUGAAAUCCGAAAUGGUUUUCAAUGAGAAAUAUUUGCAAGCAGAGCCAGAAAACGGUGAAGGUUACUUAGAAGAAACAAGAGGUUUGAAGCUACUUGAUAUAAACGACGAGGCCACAAAUCCAAUUUCCUGUGAUUCCUUGGGUCAAUGGGAGUCUGCUUUGUUAUCAGAGCCUAAGAAUAAGUUAGCACAGAAUUCCUUAGCCAAGUUUGAUAUUGCCAAUAUUGUUGGAUGCUCAGAUACUAAAACUAAGGUUAGAAACCAGCAUUUCUUCAAUACUGAGGUUAAAACUAUAGGGGCACCAUCUUUUAAUAAUAAUCAGAAGAAGUCAGGUAGGUGUUGGAUUUUUGCAACAGCUAAUGUUCUACGUGCCCAUGUUAUUGAGAAUUACAAUUUGAAGGAUGAUAAGUUUCAGUUAUCUCAGAGUUACUUGUUCUUUUAUGACAAAUUAGAGAAGGCGAAUAUUCUUCUAGAGAAUAUUCUUGAUACUGCCGACGAGCCGUUAGAUUCCAGGUUAGUGCAGUUUCUCCUCCAUGACCCUGUUGGUGAUGGGGGCCAGUGGGACAUGAUAGUUAAUAUCAUCAACAAGUAUGGAUUGGUUCCUUACGAGUUCUUCCCUGAUAAUGCACAGUCUACAGAAUCGUCACGGUUAAACUACGUUGUUACCGAAAAACUAAGAGAGUAUGCCCUAAUCUUAAGAAGCUUGAAAUCUAAAAAGACUGCUGACAAAGAUAUCAAUUUAGUCAAGAAUUCGAUGAUUAGAGAGAUCUACAACAUACUUUCCUUGACAAUAGGAACGCCACCAAAGCCAACUGACUCGUUUGUUUGGGAGUUCAAGGACAAGGAUGGUAACUAUAAGUACUUCAACACUACCCCACAAAAGUUUUAUGCUGAGCACGUUAAAUUUGACGUGGGGAAUCACUUUUCGUUAAUCCAUGAUCCAAGGAACCCAUACAACAAGUUGUAUACUGUUGACCGGUUGAACAACGUUCACGGUGGUAAACCAAUCGAAUACGUGAAUACAGAAAUCGCGACCCUUAAGAAGGUCUCCAUUAAGAUGUUGAAAAAUAACGAGCCUAUAUUUUUUGGUUCAGAUGUAGCCAAAUUCUAUGAUAGAGAUACCGGUAUCUUAGAUGUUGGCGCAUAUGAUUAUGCCUUAGCAUUGGGAACCUCUUUUAAGAUUAGCAAAGCAGAGAGAUUAAAAACCGGUUCGUCCCAAAUGACUCACGCAAUGGUCAUUACCGGCGUUCACUUGGAUCCAAUCACCGGUAACCCAGUUAGAUGGAAAAUUGAAAACUCUUGGGGUGACCUGGUUGGUGAUAAGGGAUACUUCUUGAUGACCGAUAAGUGGUUUGACGAAUACGUUUAUCAAAUUGUUACGAACAAAAACUAUGUCGAAAAACAAAUCUAUGAAGUAUGGAAAGGAAAAGACUUCACUGUUUUGCCAUUCUAUGAUCCAAUGGGUUCCUUAGCGUAG
This is a messenger RNA of Debaryomyces fabryi, 1518 nucleotides long. RefSeq names its product bleomycin hydrolase (gene LAP3). Gene Ontology annotation, molecular function: cysteine-type aminopeptidase activity. The record is from RefSeq and is a predicted model, not a curated record. Gene Ontology annotation, cellular component: cytoplasm. The transcript has a single exon. The coding region runs from base 1 to 1518 and encodes 505 amino acids. Lineage: Eukaryota; Fungi; Ascomycota; Pichiomycetes; Serinales; Debaryomycetaceae. Gene Ontology annotation, biological process: proteolysis; response to toxic substance; L-homocysteine catabolic process.